Pezoporus flaviventris is the source of this 6030-nucleotide messenger RNA. It is a transcript of the gene COL4A6, whose product is annotated as collagen type IV alpha 6 chain. The transcript has 45 exons. Gene Ontology annotation, molecular function: extracellular matrix structural constituent. The record is from RefSeq and is a predicted model, not a curated record. Lineage: Eukaryota; Metazoa; Chordata; Aves; Psittaciformes; Psittacidae. Gene Ontology annotation, cellular component: collagen trimer. The coding region runs from base 107 to 5188 and encodes 1693 amino acids.
GCCCGCCCCCCCGAGUGACGGCGGCGGGCCCUCCUCUUCCUCCAGCGGUGCGGAGCCGGUAACUGGGCUGCGACCUGUCCGCUGGCCCCGCAACGCUGCCUGGAGCAUGGGGCGCGCAGGGGUACUGCUGGUGCUGGGGCUCCUCUGUCUGGGCACGGAGCUGGUGAGCGCGGGUGGGAAGAAGUCUUACAGUGGGCCCUGUGGGGGCCGUGAUUGCAGCGCUGGAUGCAAAUGUUUCCCAGAGAAGGGUGCGCGGGGUCGACCAGGACCGAUUGGCCUUCAAGGACCGAUAGGUGCACCUGGAUUUACUGGCCCAGAAGGUUUGCCAGGAGGAAAAGGUGAGAGAGGAGCAGUGGGCCCCCCUGGACCAGCUGGACAUAAAGGUGACAAGGGCCCAAUGGGAGUGCCAGGAUUUCAAGGCAUCAAUGGGAUCCCCGGUCACCCUGGGCAACCUGGACCUAGAGGUCUGCCCGGCCUUGAUGGCUGCAAUGGUACCACUGGGAGUCCUGGUGUUUCUGGAUCAGAUGGGUUUCCUGGCCUACCUGGGCUGCCUGGUCGCCCUGGCCCAAAAGGACUUAAAGGAGAACCUGUUUUUGCUCAAGGCAGCCUGAAAGGAAUGAAGGGAGAAAAUGGUCUUCCUGGAUUGGAUGGAAUUUCUGGUCCAAAAGGUUUUCCAGGUCCAAUAGGUUCUGCAGGCCCUAUAGGAUUACCAGGUUUGCAGGGUCCAGUGGGUCCCCCUGGGCCACCAGGUCCAAAAGGUAACAUGGGAUUAGGCUUUCAAGGAGAGAAAGGAGAAAAGGGUGAUGUAGGGCUGCCUGGCCCACCAGGUCCCCCACCAUCCACUGGAAUACUGGAAUUCAUGGGAUUUCCAAAAGGGAAGCAAGGAGAAAAGGGUGAGCCAGGCCCCCAAGGAUUCCCUGGAGAGAAAGGAUUGCCUGGCAUCCCGGGCUUUGGAGGUACUGGAGAAAAAGGAGAAAAAGGCGUGCCUGGCUUACCAGGUGGCAGGGGUCUUUUAGGACUGGAUGGAUCCGAUGGGAUUCCAGGGAGAAAGGGUCAUCCAGGUCUUCCAGGCUAUCCAGGACUGGAUGGAGUUGAAGGCAUGAAGGGUGAAUUAGGUGACACCGGUCCCCCAGGCCCUCCUAUUGUUAUUGACAGGGAAGGUUUAGUCAUUUCAGGUGCCCAGGGUGACCCUGGAAACCCAGGAAUACCUGGUCCUCCAGGAGAUGAAGGGAUCAGUGGAUUACCAGGCUUUCCAGGAGCUCCAGGGUUUCCAGGCUUGGAAAGAGAUGGAAUGGGUCCUGGAGGGUCUCCAGGAAUUCCAGGUGUGAAGGGUGAAGUGGGAGAACCAGGAAGAGCAACGAUUGGAUUACCAGGCACUCCUGGCAGAGGUGGUUUACCAGGUCUGCCGGGAGCACCAGGAUUGCCCGGAUCACCACGCCCUUCAUUCCCCCCUGACAUGAUCCUGGAUGGAAGGACUGGGGCCCCGGGGGAACCUGGACAAAGAGGGCUACCAGGAGCUUUGGGUCCAAAAGGGUAUAAAGGAGAGCCAGGUGAUUGUGCUUGUGAUGGAGGAGUUACAAGAACUGGUCUCAAAGGCAUCUCAGGUCCACCAGGUCCAUCAGGAAGCCCUGGUUUGCCAGGGGCUAAAGGCAUUGGUGGAGACCCAGGCAGUGUGGGUGCACCAGGACUGCGAGGCCCUCCGGCUUCAGCUGGUCAGCAAGGUCUUCCAGGCCUUAAGGGAGAAAAAGGGGACUCGACCUAUGCAACAGGCAGAGGUGCUCCUGGGGACCGCGGUGCAACAGCACCCAGAGGACCUUCAGGCAUCCCAGGAACUCCUGGCAGGGAUGGACUUCCAGGCUUGCCAGGCCCACCAGGCCCUCCAGGUGAUGGUGGGCUAGGUUUCCCAGGUGAAAAAGGACUGCCAGGAUUACCAGGCUCCAAGGGGCAUCGUGGAGAAAUUGGUUCUCCUGGUGUUGGAUAUCCAGGUGCCAGUGGACUCCGUGGGCCACCAGGUGACCCAGGGGUGGAUGGGCUUCCAGGACAAGCAGGUCUUCCAGGCCCUCCAGGUAUCACCUUGCCCUGCAUAGUUCCUGGAGCAUAUGGGCCCCCAGGGACUCCCGGCUUCCCAGGAUUGCCAGGUCCCAAAGGCAUCAAAGGCUUUCCUGGCAUUCCCGGCCAACCUGGAUUACAUGGGUCAAAAGGACAACCAGGGUCUCCAGGAAUAGUAGGCUUGCAAGGGGAACCUGGCUUCCCUGGGCCUCGAGGAGAGCAAGGCCCACAGGGACUUCCAGGGCUGGAUGGAACAGAUGGUUUCCCUGGGAAAAUGGGUGCUUCAGGCUUAGCUGGGACAAAAGGAGCUCCUGGAGAUGUGUUUGGUGCUGACAGUGGGGCCCUGGGAGAGCGUGGCCGACCUGGACACCCAGGUGACAAAGGGCUUACAGGUGAUCCUGGAUUUCCAGGACCAAAAGGGUUAGAUGGCAGACCAGGCCUCCUGGGUAUUAAAGGAGAACAGGGUAAUCCAGGAUACGUGGGUGUCCCUGGAUUGCGAGGACCUCCUGGUCCUGGAGGCCCUUUUGGCAUUAAGGGAAAACCAGGACCCUUGGGGUCAGUUGGCCUUACAGGAGCACCAGGGCUUCCUGGAAUCAAAGGCUUGAUGGGGGAUGUAGGUCCACAAGGCCCUGCUGGUAUGAAAGGCUUCCCAGGUCUUGAUGGUGCUCCAGGAUCUCCUGGGGAAAGAGGAUUCUUAGGGCCACCUGGGCCUUUUGGUCAAGAUGGGCGUCCAGGUUUCUCUGGGCCAAAAGGUGAGAAAGGGUCCUCUGGCCUGCUUGGUUUCCCUGGCAUGCCAGGCCUGCCUGGUGUCCCUGGCGUGAAUGGGUUUAAAGGAACUCCUGGCACAGCUGGAGGAAAAGGGAGCCCUGGAAUUGUAGGACUUCAAGGUCAAAAAGGUGACAGAGGUGAUGUGGGUCCACCUGGUCUUCCAGUCCUUGGGCCUCCAGAGCAGGCACUGCAGUUCAAAGGGGACAAAGGAGAUCCUGGAUUAGCUGGACUUGGAGGGUUCCCUGGGCCUAGAGGUGAUAAAGGAAUCCCAGGAAGCCGUGGACAGCCUGGUCUCCCUGGUCCAAUUGGGUCAGCAAGCAAAGAGAGAGGUCUUCGUGGUGACCUGGGCUUCCCUGGUCCACCUGGGCAGCCUGGGCUGCCAGGACAGAAGGGUACACACGGUAUCACUGGAUUUCCAGGAAUGCCGGGAGAAAGGGGUUCAGAUGGUAUCACAGGAGCACUUGGAUUCCCAGGACCUAUUGGCCUCCCUGGCCCAAAGGGUGACCAGGGAGAGACUGUUGGCAUUCCUGGCAUUGCUGGAGCAAAAGGAGAGCGAGGGGACCCGGGGUUCCCAGGAGAGAGGGGGAGAGAAGGACCCAAGGGUGAACCAGGCUACCCAGGAAAUACUGGGGUGAAUGGACCCAAAGGUGGCCCAGGAGAUCUUGGCCAAGAAGGACCAGCAGGAAUCCCUGGAAAUGCUGGGCCGAGAGGAACCCCUGGGCCACCAGGACCUCCAGGGCAGCCAGGGUCUGUUGGAUUCCCUGGAGCUCGUGGAACAGCAGGACCUAAGGGGUUUCAUGGAUUUCCAGGUUUAAAUGGCCUGAAUGGCUUGCCAGGCACAAAAGGAUCUCCUGGAACACCAGGUCUGAGUGAAGCUGGACUGAAAGGCCCUGCAGGUCUCCCAGGUCCAAAGGGUGAAGAGGGUUCUCCAGGCUUGGGCAGAGGACCUGCAGGAUUCCCUGGACCAAAAGGCUCAUCAGGAGACACGGGUCCCCCCGGUCCUGUGGGACUGCCUGGCUUGCCAGGAGCACCUGGAGCUUCUACUCCUUCUGAUAUACGUGGCAGACCUGGGGAUGCUGGCCAUCCAGGAACUGAUGGGAGCUCAGGUCUUCCAGGUCCUCCAGGCCCACGAGGACCCCCUGGCCCAGCUUCUGACCAAGGUGACACUGGCAACCCAGGUUUCCCUGGUGUUCCUGGCUUGCGAGGCAGUAAGGGCGAUGUGGGACCCCCUGGCCCAAUUGGACUCCCUGGGGCAUCUGGACUCAAAGGUAUAAGAGGUGAGCCUGGCCUUAUGGGGAUGCCAGGUAAAGAUGGGCCUGUGGGGGAUCCUGGUUACCCUGGGCUGAAAGGUGAAAUGGGCCGUCGAGGUCUCCCUGGCCGACAAGGGGCUCCAGGUAUCACCCCACAGCCAGAAGAAGUCACAGCCCCUGCAGGCUUACCUGGUCUGCCAGGAAUUGAUGGUGUGCCUGGCUUUGAUGGAGAUCCUGGAUUCCAGGGCCCAGCUGGAAAACCAGGUGCAAAAGGUUUGCCAGGAAGAUCAGGUUUGAAAGGACGUGAUGGUUUACCUGGAUCACCUGGCACAAUUGGGGAUCCAGGACCUUCGGGUGCCCCAGGCCCACAGGGAUUUGAAGGUGUUGCUGGGAAGCCGGGCUUGCUUGGUUUGCCAGGAAUGCCCGGUCGGAGCGUGGGUGUUGGAUACACGUUAGUGAAGCACAGCCAGUCAGACCAAAUCCCACCUUGUCCCACAGGAAUGAAUAAGCUGUGGGAUGGCUACAGCUUAUUGUACGUGGAGGGGCAGGAAAAGUCACACAACCAGGAUCUUGGUUUUGCUGGCUCGUGCUUGCCUCGCUUCAGCACCAUGCCUUUUAUUUACUGCAACGUCAACGAAGUGUGCUACUACGCCAGCCGCAAUGACAAGUCCUACUGGCUCUCCACCACUGCUCCCAUCCCCAUGAUGCCGGUGGACAGCGGCCAGAUCCCGCAGUACAUCAGCCGCUGCUCUGUGUGUGAGGCACCGUCCCAGGCCGUGGCUGUGCACAGCCAGGACAUCACCAUCCCACAGUGCCCCCUCGGUUGGCGCAGCCUAUGGAUAGGAUACUCCUUCCUUAUGCAUACCGCGGCUGGUGCAGAAGGUGGAGGCCAGUCCCUCGUCUCCCCUGGCUCUUGCCUGGAGGAUUUCCGUGCUACUCCCUUCAUUGAAUGCAACGGGGCGCGGGGAACGUGCCAUUACUUUGCAAACAAGUACAGCUUCUGGCUGACGACGGUUGAGCAGUCGCAGCAGUUUGUCAGUGCUCCUCCCUCAGAAACUCUGAAAGCAGGACAGCUUCGAACGCGGGUCAGCCGCUGCCAAGUGUGCAUGAAGAACUUGUAGUAACCAAAAUGCAGUAACAGCCUUUGUUACCUAAGACUAGCCACCCCUGAAGUGAAGGAGGAUAAGUUCAUAGACCUGUUUGUGUGGGGUUGAUGGGUGAAUCAAGACAGCCAGCAUUCUACAGCAGUCAAGUGUGAAGUCCGGGAGUUUGACUGCACACAGAGGAGGGAAACACCAGUGCUCCGAAACCUCUUUUCUCACGGAAUAUGGUGCUAUGCUUUUACUGCAGUGGGGUUUUCCCCUCAGUUAUGGCUACCUCAGCAAGACUAUGCGCAUUCCUUAUUCAGACUGAAGAGUAGCUGAUGUCUCUCAUUGCACCGCUCCUCUGUCCAAGAGAGACUUCUCAUAGAAUCCUAUGAGCCUUCAAGAUCAUAUGACUUACCAAAAGUUACGCUUUACUGGUGUCUUUGCAAGCAGUAUUUGGUCUAGUGUUAGGGAAUGAAGGCUUAUUCUCCUAUGAAAUACAGAGCUAGCUGCAAUUCAUCCAUGUAUUGCAUGUGACUUAGAAGCACUGAGCAUUAACGGCUGGCAACUGAUUUACUUAGGAUGACUCAAAGAUUAAUCUGGUUUGCUUUGCUUAGUAAACAGAUGAGCUGUUCUUUCCUUCACAGCCAUAGAAAAAGGGGUCCACUCAUGUUUAAUAAAAGGACAGAGGCAGAAAGCCACAAUUUGGUAUACAGUCAAAAUCCUAAACUUAUCUGUAACUCCGAUUGCCUCUAUCAAUAUCUCAAGAUUUUUCUCUCUAUUCUCCUCUGUGUAUUUAAAUACCAUGAAAAUGCUUUAUUGGCAUCAGCCAAUACACUCCUAUCAAUCACUUUACAACACUCUAGUAACAUUUUGGC